AUGGCACAAGACAACCAGCCGUCAACGAAACAUCCUAAUCGUACGUGGACUGCGGAUGAGGACAAAGUCCUUGUUGAGUGUCUCAUUGACAUUGGGUCAAGUUGGAAAGGGGAAAAUGGAUUCAAUCCUGGAUUUUCGCUUGCAAUAGAGAAGCUCAUGCACCAAAGGAUACCUGGAUGCACACUCAGAGGUAUUCCUCACAUCACAUCACGGGUUAAGUUGUUAAAAAAACACUACAACGCCAUUGCUGAAAUGGUAGGGCAUACCAGUGGGAGCGGGUUUGGGUGGAAUGAUGCAAAGAAAAUGAUAGAUGUGGGGAGGGAAGUAUUCGAUGAUUGGGUUAAGAGCCACCCAAGUGCAAAAGGGCUUUUCAAUAAGUCAUUCCCCCACUAUGACAGUUUAGGUACAGUCUUCGGAAAAGAUGUUGCAUCCGGAGUUAAUGCAGAGGAAGCUCCAGAAUCUAUUGUAGGUUUGGAGCGAGAGGCCACUUUGAAUGCAGAGAGUGGGAUUGCCUUUCAAGACUAUCUGGACCUUACUGGGGACUAUAUACCCACACCGUGUGUCGAUACUACAAUGCCAGACAUCGCAGCCGAUGAGGUCUCCCCACCAUCUCCAGUGUCAACUGCUACUGCAAGGAAGGAAAAAAACGACAAAGAAGUGAAGAUCCAAUGGUUGUAG
Molecule: messenger RNA, 678 nt
Organism: Gastrolobium bilobum
Lineage: Eukaryota; Viridiplantae; Streptophyta; Magnoliopsida; Fabales; Fabaceae
Exons: 2
Coding region: 1-678 (225 amino acids)
Source: RefSeq, a predicted model, not a curated record